This is a messenger RNA of Opisthorchis viverrini, 693 nucleotides long. RefSeq lists its product as hypothetical. The coding region runs from base 1 to 693 and encodes 230 amino acids. The record is from RefSeq and is a predicted model, not a curated record. NCBI's taxonomy places the organism in Eukaryota, Metazoa, Platyhelminthes, Trematoda, Opisthorchiida, Opisthorchiidae. Gene Ontology annotation, biological process: SRP-dependent cotranslational protein targeting to membrane. Gene Ontology annotation, molecular function: 7S RNA binding. Gene Ontology annotation, cellular component: signal recognition particle. The transcript is spliced from 5 exons.
AUGUUGCGGUGCGCUCCAUAUUACUAUGCGGAUAUGAAACCUGGCCGCUCCGCGCCGAGGGCGUCAAAAGACUUUCAGUGCUUGACCAUCGAUGUCUUCGGAGCAAUGCCUGAGUCUGGAGGGAACACCAGAUCAAGAAUGCUGAAUUACAUCCAACGUAUUGCUGGUCUCACCUCACCAGACCUGAUCAAUGCUUCAAAGACACCAGUGGUCAAGCUGACAACUUUCGUGUGCCCUCUGCGCGUAGAAGCCACGUUUCUGAUCCGUAAUGCUGCAUGGAUCACACUGCCUUGCUAUAUGCCUUCAACACGACCGCUAAAAGAACCCGGUGGAUCUGAACGGAACAUCAACGCUAGAGAGCCGCCCAAAACAAAAAUAGCCUGUCGCGUUUUCCUAAUUAAAUUGCGGAUUGGCACUCCAAGGGAAUUUGAAGACAAGGGUAUCGAAGAAUCCAGUGCAUUUUUUGGGAUGAAACCACAGUCCACUGAUCUGCAAACAAAAAGGGUCCUAAAGUAUGUAACCGAUUUGGCUCAGGACGUGAAAAAGAUUGAGAAGUUCAUCUCGUUGCUCAUGCGCCACAUGAAUGGAAGGGAAUGGUCGAUAACAAAGAGGGGAAAGAAACUAGAAUCGGUAGUCCCAACUGAGAAACAACAAAGUGAUAAGUUCAAAGGCUUCUGGCGAAUCGCUGUGUAG